AGCUAACGCUGGUCCAUGAGGCCCCGCCCCUCCCGCAUCCGCAUCUCUGUCAGACGCGCAGAUUGACGUGCCGCGAUGUCGCUUUCCGCAACGAAGACGCUGAUGGAAUUACAUUCAAACUAAAGAAGGAGAAAAUGUCCGAAGUACGAAAAUUCACAAAAAGGUUGAGCAAGCCUGGGACGGCUGCGGAGCUCAGACAAAGUGUGUCGGAGGCGGUGAGGACGUCCAUUGCUGUGGAGCAGCCGAAGAUCAUCGAGCCGCUGGACUAUGAGAGCGUGGUGUUCCAGAGGAAAGCUCAGAUCCACAGUGAUCCUCAGAGAGACCUGCUGCUGUGGCCAGCUGAUGAUGUUUCAGAGGCACAGAUUGAUCGUCAAAGGAGAACCAUCGUUCCUUCAGUUCCUCAAAAUGCAGAGAUUGAAGCUAAAAGCCUGUUUGCCAAAGAGUGCAUUAAGAUGUACAACACCAACUGGCACGUCAUCAACUAUAAUUACGAGGCCUACUCUGGAGAUUUCCGGACGCUGCCCUGUAAAGGGAUGAAGAUGGAAAAGCUUCCCAGCCAAGUGUUUGAGGUGGAUGAGGGGGAGGAGGACUCGUCAUCUCUUUGCUCUCAGAGAGGAGGAGUAAUGAAGCAGGGCUGGCUCCUGAAGGCCAACUUCAACAACAGUCUGUCUGUCUCGAUGAAGGUGUUCAAGAGGAGGUAUUUCUACCUGUCUCAACUCCCUGAUGGCUCAUACAUACUGAAUUCAUACAAAGAUGAGAAAAACUACAAAGAAUCAAAAGGCUCCAUCUAUCUGGACUCCUGUAUAGAUGUAGUGACGUGCUCCAAGAUGCGGCGCCACAGUUUUGAGCUGAAGAUGCAGGAGCGCAACAGUCACUAUCUGGCGGCCGACAGCGAGGCCGAGAUGGAGGAGUGGGUGAGCACACUGAAACAGGCCUUACAGAGCACGAUGGAGGACAGGAGGAACGGGUCAGAACCUUCUGAAGGUUCUCUGGAUGAGGACAGCAUCAGCCUGGGGAAACCAGAAAAUGUUGCGGAGAGCUUUGGCCGGAGUCUUCAUCCAGAGCUAAUGAAGUACGCCAGAGAAACCGAGCAGCUGAAUAAAAUGAGCAGGAAUGAGGGCCGACAGAAGAUCUUCACCCUGGAUCCGGAGAUGCAGAGAUUGGAUUUCUCAGGCAUCGAGCCUGACGUGAAGCCGUUCGAAGAGCGAUUUGGACGAAGGAUCAUGGUUAGUUGUCAUGACUUGACCUUUAGCCUGCAAGGAUGCGUCAGUGAGAAGAACGAUGGCGUCCCAACUAACGUCGAGCCGUUCUUCAUCAGCCUAGCCUUGUUUGAUCUGUCCAAAGGCUGUAAGAUCUCUGCAGACUUCCAUGUUGACCUCAACCCAGCCUGCGUGAGGGACAUGAUUCAAGACGGCUCUCCUGGAACACCAGAAGCAGGAGGAGGAGACGCAAAUGAAACGGUCAGGGUUAACGGACACGGCCUACCGGUUAUCCAGAGGGUCGCAGAGUCUCUCUUACGCUUCCCCACUCAGGGUAUUUUCUCGGUCACCAACCCUCACACAGACAUCUUCCUGCUGGCACGGGUGGAAAAGGUUUUACAGAAUGGCAUUACCCAUUGCGCUGAGCCCUACAUUAAGACCUCCGACAUCAGCAAGGCUGUACAGAAAGUCCUGAAGACUGCCAAGCAGACGUGCCAACGGCUGGGCCAGUACCGGAUGCCCUUCGCUUGGGCUGCCAAACAGGUGUUCAAAGAUUCCCAAGGCAGUUUAGACACGGAUGGGAAGUUCUCUCCACUCUACCGCCAAGACAGUAGCAAGAUUUCCACAGAAGACCUCAUCAAACUAUUGACUGAUCUCAAAAAACCAGAGAAGAACAAACUUCAGAUAAUCCCUGGACAAAUUAACAUCAGUGUUGAGUGUGUUCCUCCAGACUUGUCAAACUCGGUCACAUCAUCUUAUAUCCCCGUGAAGCCGUUCGAGGAACAGUGUGAGAGGGUUUUUGUGGAAGUGGAGGAGUUUGGUCCAGAAGAGGCUAGAUACAACCACCCAUUCACCAUCUACAAGAACCACCUCUACGUCUAUCCUCAGCAGCUCAAAUACGACAAUCAGAAGACAUUUGCCAAGGCUCGGAACAUUGCAGUGUGUGUUCAGUUCAAGGAUUCUGACGAGGAGGGGGUCGGUCCGUUGAAGUGUAUCUACGGCAAGCCUGGGGAUCCGCUGUUCACCACCAGUGCUUUUGCUGCAGUUUUGCAUCACAAUCAGUGUCCGGAGUUUUAUGAUGAGAUUAAAAUCGAGCUCCCUGUUCAUCUCCAUGAGAAGCAUCACGUUCUCUUUACUUUCUACCACAUAAGCUGUGAGGUUGGCAACAAACCCACCACCAAGAAGCGAGAGGGAGUGGAAACACUGGUGGGUUUUUCCUGGACUCCUUUAUUGAAGGAUGGCAGAAUCCAGUCCUCAGACCUACAUCUUCCUGUGUCUGCUAAUCUACCAGCUGGUUACAUGUUUGACAAGAGCCAAGACUCAAAGAAGACUUGCCCGGACAUCAAAUGGGUGGAAAAUGCCAAACCAUUAUUCAAAGUGCGAGUGAAUGUAGCAUCAACAAUUUACACGCAGGAUUUGCACCUCCACAAUUUCUUCCAGCAUUGCCAGCUGAUGAGGUCAGCGUCACAGGGCAAUCCCGCUGAACUCGUCAAGUACCUAAAGUGCCUACAUGCGGUAGAGACUCAGGUCAUCAUCAAGUUCCUCCCUACGGUGCUCGUUCAGCUCUUUGGAGUCCUCACUAUGGCAAACAAAGAGGGUCAAGACAUUGCUGUCAACUCCACACGUGUCAUCAUUCACAUAGUGUCUCAGUGUCAUGAGGAGUGUCUGGAGCACCACCUACGCUCUUUUGUGAAGUACGUGUUUCGGAUCAACACAUCUUCAGAAAACUCUGUGACGACACAUGAAGUUUUGGCUACAGCUGUGACUACUAUCCUCAAACAAACUGCAGACUCCAACACCUGCAACAAACUCCUCAAGUAUUCCUGGUUCUUCUUUGAGACUAUGGCCAAGUCAAUGGCACAGCACCUCCAGGACGGCAACAGAAUGAAAAUGCCGCGAGCGCAGAGGUUUCCAGAAUCAUUCCACCAAGCGCUGCAGUCUCUGCUGUUGUCCAUCAUGCCUCACAUCACUAUCCGCUAUAUGGAGAUCCCCGAGGAGGCCCGAUGCGUCAACUUCAGCCUGGCCAACUUCAUUAAGCGCUGCCUAACGUUUAUGAACAGAGGAUUUGCUUUCAGUUUGAUAAAUGACUACAUGUGUGGCUUCAGCCUGAAAGAUCCAAAGGUGCUUACAGAGAUGAAGUUCGAUUUUCUCAUGACGGUGUGCAACCACGAGCACUACAUUCCUCUUAACCUGCCCAUGGCGUUCGGCCGGACCAAGUUGCAGCGAGUGCAGGAUUUUAUUUCGUACGCGGCGGAGUGUUUCGGCGUCGUAGAUCAGAGUUUGGAGUACAGCCUGACCGAGGACUACUGUAAGAACCAUUUCCUGGUGGGUCUGCUUCUGCGAGAGGUGGCCGAUGGACUCCAGGCAUGCCCAGAGAUCAGACAGCUGGCUGUGGCCACCCUCAAGAACCUCAUGAUCAAACACGCCAUAGAUGACAGAUACAAUGCUUUUAAGAACCAACAGGCCCGCAUCUGUCUGCUGUACCUGCCAUUGUUUGAGCUGCUCUACCAGAACAUGAGCCAGAUGAACAGCCCAAGGCAACUCAGAAGAAAUAGCCUCGGCCUCACGUACCGGGAUGAUUUGUCAGUGGACAGCCGCAGAAGCAGCUCUAUCGUUGAUAAGGAACCUACCGGUGUCGUCGCCCAGAAUGGACACAGUAGGAAAGGGGAGUCCAGAGGCUCAAUGUAUGGAGAUCCUGGCACUCCAGACAUCAAUGAGUUGAACAGGCGCGGCUCCACUAUGAGCACCGUACCCGCCGCUGGACGUUUGGGACAGUAUGAGAUCAGAGGCCUGCUUCUGUGUUACCUGAACAUUGUAAGAUCCUUGUCGGAUGAAACUCUGACGGCCUACUGGAUGAAAGUCAAUCCACAAGACAUCAUGAACUUCCUCAGUCUGCUCGAGAUCUGCAUAGUCCAGUUCCGUUAUGUUGGCAAGAGAAGCAUCAGCCGGAGUCAGGAACCCUGGGUGUCGAAACUCUUCACGUCUGACAGGAAGUCCCAGACCAUGCCGGUUCUGCGUGGUCGAGGAAGCUUCAUGCAAGCAAAGCUGCAGCAGUUCAGCACUAUGGACACCUCAUUAACCCUGAACAUGGCUGGAGGUCCCACAGAUGCAGAGACCAACCACCAGUCUUUGCUUGAGGGGAAUAUGUCGACAGAAGCCUGCCUUACCGUGCUGGACGUCCUCUCACUCUUCACUCAGAGCUUCAAGAAUCAGCUGCUGGACAAUGAAGGUCACAAUCCUCUGAUGACGAAGGUCUUUGACACGUACCUCACUUUACUGAAAGUCGGACAAUCAGAAGCAGCAAUCAAACACAUAUUUGCCUCUUUGCGAGCCUUUAUCAUCAAGUUCCAGGUUCCCCUCUUCAAGGGCCGUGUAACGCUGUGCGGUUCGCUGUGUUACGAAGUCUUGAAGUGCUGCAUGUCUAAAUUAAGUGUCCUACGUGGGGAGGCGUCUGCACUUCUUUACCUGCUCAUGAGGAACAAUUUUGAUUACACCAAGAGGAAAAGCUUCCUGCGCAUGCACUUACAGGUAUAUGAUGACAGUUUCAGGCAAAUCUCAUGA
This is a messenger RNA of Pimephales promelas (fathead minnow), 4760 nucleotides long. Lineage: Eukaryota; Metazoa; Chordata; Actinopteri; Cypriniformes; Leuciscidae. The record is from RefSeq and is a predicted model, not a curated record.